UUCGUGCGUCUUCUUCUUCUUCUCAGUUCCUCUCAGAUCUCUUCUUCAUUUUCAUGUACAAUGGCGUCCUUCGUAGCAGCUCCCACCUCUUUCUCAGGUGACUCUCUUGUCAAAGCACACCGUUUGUCCUCUACGAACUUCAAUGCGAUUCGCAAGAGCUCUACAUUGACCGUUAAAACACAAUCGAACCGCAGUCGCAAACUCUCGAUUUCUGCAGGUUACCGUGACGGAAGUAAGGGCGGUGGAAGUAGUGAUUUUGUUACGGGGUUUCUUCUAGGAAGUGCUGUGUUUGGUACUCUGGCUUAUAUCUUUGCUCCCCAGAUCCGGAGAUCGGUGCUGAACGAAAAUGAACAUGGUUUCAAGAAACCACAGCAGCCGAUGUACUACGAUGAAGGCCUAGAGGAGAGAAGAGAGAUAUUGAAUGAGAAAAUCGGCCAACUGAAUUCAGCCAUUGACAAUGUAUCGUCGCGCCUAAGGAGCGGUGGCAGCAAGAACAGUUCUUCUUCGCAGUCUGUCACCGUUGAAACCGACGCAGAAGCAGAAGCUACUGCUUGAUUGAAGCUCUGUUUUACCCAAUUGAAAACUGUCUUUCAUUGAUUUUGAUUGGUUCUAUUGGUUUUUGUGUUGAACCAUUCUAGGGGGCUCGUUUUUUUAAUUAGUGUUUUAGACUUUUAGUGUUGUUUACUUUCUUCUUCUGAUAAAUUGCCAUUGAGUUAAUAGACACCAAAACAACGUAUUUAAUCAAACAUCAGUUUCUUGUUGA
Capsella rubella is the source of this 763-nucleotide messenger RNA. RefSeq lists its product as uncharacterized. Gene Ontology annotation, cellular component: chloroplast inner membrane; chloroplast thylakoid membrane. Bases 61 to 555 code for a protein of 164 amino acids. NCBI's taxonomy places the organism in Eukaryota, Viridiplantae, Streptophyta, Magnoliopsida, Brassicales, Brassicaceae. The transcript has 5 exons. The record is from RefSeq and is a predicted model, not a curated record.